UUUCAGGAAGAUAUCGAUGAAAAGGGAGUUAACAGAAAGUAAUAACUGUCGAUGUCUUUUUGGAAGGCAAACCGAUUAGUUAAUGGGAAAGUUGUGUAAUAGCUGUAAAGAGAAUGAUUUAACAUGGAACUAACAAGCAUUACUGUUUCAUCAUGUCAACACGAUCGACAACAGCAACAACAAACUUCGUUAACUCAGUCCAAUUUACAUCAGUGGGAAAGUAUGAAUGAUAAUUGCUCGGAAAAACAGCAACAAUGGAUAACUGAGCAACCUUCCACGUCAUUAUCAAACAUAUCAGUGUCACCAACGACAUUGAUAUCUAAUAGCACAAUUGAUAGUAACAACUGUGAACAUUACGGAAAUGAUAAUUGUAGCCAGCCGAAAAAUGUCCGAGAGAUUCGUGAAGAACGAGAGAAAUUUGUUCGAUUUGUGUAUUUUGGACAAGCGCUUUUGGUCAUUAUUGUUGCCCUGGUAUGGAUCGCUUUCAUUAUUUUAGAACGUGAUCCUAAGAUGAUUAUCGGGAACAUUACUACUACCCAAAAUGGGUUCAUUCCUACCUCUGAUAUCAAUCAGUGACACUAUCUUAAGCAAUUCAUUUUCAGAAGUUUCACUAGUGAUAAGUAAAAAUUUUACACUUGCACGUUGUUUCAAUAGUGAUUUUUCAUAAUUAUCAUAUGUUUCAUUAAUUUAUUCAAUAAAAUCAUCCGAUA
Messenger RNA from Loa loa (African eye worm), 710 nucleotides. RefSeq lists its product as hypothetical. The record is from RefSeq and is a predicted model, not a curated record. Lineage: Eukaryota; Metazoa; Nematoda; Chromadorea; Rhabditida; Onchocercidae. The coding region runs from base 124 to 576 and encodes 150 amino acids. The transcript has 3 exons.